AUGAAGGACAUUUUGAGUCAUAAGAAUGAUUGGAGAGAGACAGAAAUAGUCUUCCUCACUGAAGAGUGCAGUGCAAUAAUUCAAAACAGCUUACCAGAGAAGGUUAAGGACCUUGGAAGCUUUAUGAUACUAUGCACUCUAUGUAAUGCUUGUACAAGGACAGCUCUAUGUGACCUUGGAGCAAGCAUCAAACUAAUACCUGCUUCAUUAAUAAAGAAGCUUUGCUUGACUGAGAAAGUCAAACCAACCUGCAUAUGCCUUCAACUUGCUGAUGGUUCUAUUAAGAUACCAUCAGGAGUAAUCAAAGACAUGAUUGUCAGGGUUGGACCCUUUGCUUUUCCCACUGACUUUGUGGUGUUGGACAUGGAAGGGCACAAGAGUGCAUCCCUGAUUCUAGGGAGACUCUUCCUAGUUACAGGACGAAUCCUCAUUGAUGUUGAAAAAGGGGAAGUAACCCUUAGAGUUAAUGAGGAAAAGUUCAUAUUGAAUGUUGUAAAAGCCAUGCAGCAUCAAGACACCCCAGAGGAAUGCAUGAGCAUUGACGUCGUUGAUUCCCUAGUGGAAGAAGUAAACAUGGCUGAGAGUUUCAAGGAAGGGCUGAAUGACAUCCUUACUGAUGAACAGCCUGACUUAGAGGAUCCUUUGGAAAUUCCUAAGGAAAAGGAGAAAUAA
This is a messenger RNA of Arachis stenosperma, 672 nucleotides long. RefSeq lists its product as uncharacterized. The transcript has 2 exons. Bases 1 to 672 code for a protein of 223 amino acids. Lineage: Eukaryota; Viridiplantae; Streptophyta; Magnoliopsida; Fabales; Fabaceae. The record is from RefSeq and is a predicted model, not a curated record.